UCUCCCCUUUCUCAACACUCUCUCUCUCUCUGUGUUCAGAGACAGUGACGACGGAGUAGAAGAAAGAAUGGCGACGUCACCGAGAUCAUCGUCAUCAGCUUCAUCAGCACCACCUUUCUCGACUGAUGCCAAGUUUAAUUACCUUCCAGUAAUGGGAUUAAAACAAAAAAUCAUCGAAAAAAUUCAAGAAAACCGUGUUACACUCAUCGUCGGCGAAACUGGCUGCGGCAAGAGCUCUCAAGUCCCACAGUUUCUUCUAGAAGAAGGAAUGGAACCCAUAUUAUGUACACAACCUAGAAGGUUUGCAGUUGUAGCUGUUGCUAGAAUGGUGGCAAAAUCUCGUAGAUGCGACGUGGGGGGCGAGGUUGGAUAUCAUAUUGGACAUAAAAAGGUCAUGUCCGCAGGGUCAAGACUUGUUUUCAAAACUGCUGGUGUCUUGUUAGAUGAAAUGAGGGACAAGGGAAUCGCAGCUCUCAGAUAUAAGGUUAUCAUUCUUGAUGAAGUCCACGAAAGAUCUGUGGAAUCCGAUCUUGUUCUUACAUGUGUGAAGCAGUUUAUGCUCAAAGACAAAGAUUUGAGGUUGGUUUUGAUGUCCGCUACAGCAGAGACUGCGAGAUACAGAGAUUACUUCAAGGACCUUGGUAGGGAUGAAAGGGUUGAAGUUCUUGCAAUUCCAAGUUCCGGCCAGCAAGCGAUUUUCCAAAAAAAAAUUCUAUAUCUUGAACAGGUUUCUGAACUUCUUGGGCUAAACUCAGAGUCCUUGUCUAGUACAUACUGUUCUGGCCCAAGCCCCAUCUCGUCUGAUGCUGACAUCAAGCCUGAAGUGCACAAACUCAUUCAUGAUCUGGUGUUGCAUAUUCAUGACAAUGAACCUGAUAUCGAGAAGAGUAUUCUGGUUUUCCUUCCAACAUACUAUUCACUGGAGCAGCAGUAUUUCCUUUUAAGCCCUUUGAGUUCUAUUUUCAAAGUGCACAUUCUGCAUAGCAGCAUUGAUACUGAACAGGCUUUAAAGACGAUGAAAAUUUGGAAAUCACAUCGUAAGGUUAUUUUAGCCACCAACAUUGCAGAAUCAUCAGUUACCAUUCCUGGAGUGGCAUUUGUCAUUGAUUCUUGUCGAUCUUUACAAGUCUUUUGGGAUAAUAAUAGGAAAAAGGAUGCAGCAGAACUUUUGUGGGUAUCAAAGUCUCAGGCUGAGCAGCGUAAAGGCAGGACAGGUCGAACUUGUGAUGGGAAAAUUUAUCGAAUGGUUACUAGGUCUUUUUUCAAUCAGUUUUCGGAUCAUGAGCGUCCAUCUAUAUUGCGAUUAUCUUUAAGACAGCAAGUGCUUCUUGUUUGCUGCGCGGACUCUAAGGCCAUCAAUGAUCCCAAGGUAUUGUUGCAGAAGGCCCUUGAUCCACCAGAAUCUGAAGUGGUAGAAGAUGCCCUAAACUUGCUUGUUCACAUUAAGGCUCUGGAGAAAAACGUAUCUCAUAGGGGGCGAUAUGAGCCAACAUUUUAUGGCCGUCUGCUUGCCAGUAUGACGUUGUCCUUUGAUGCUUCCGUGAUGAUACUCAAAUUUGGAGAUAUUGGAUUGCUUCGUGAAGGCAUUCUGAUGGGAAUACUGAUGGAUACAAAUCCUCUGCCCGUUCGUCGUCCAUUUGGACAGGAUCAGUUGUUUGCAGAGUAUAUAGCCAGCUAUUUUGGGGGGGAUGAUGAGAGUAGUGUGCUAACUGGCAAGAAGGAAAUAAUAUCCAUGGGUAACCUUUGUGCAUAUCAGUUCUGGCAGCGUGCUUUUAAAGACAAGCAUCGUGUGGAGCGGCUGAAGCACCUUCUCAAGUUUGAUGAACCAAAUACUACUGAAAUACUCUUCCCUAAACUUGAAGAAGAGUGGUGUUCCUUCCACAAUCUUUUGCAGCCAUCUCUGCAUCAGGUUUCAGAAAUAUAUGAUGAUAUUGUAAAUUCAAUGCACCGAUUCCGUCCCAAAUUUAUGGCUAAAGCUAAUGGACUUCCCUCUUACUAUAAUCCUUACGAAUUUGAGCACACAUGUUCCCUUGGAUACCUUCAAUAUAGAGAUGAGGAUGUUGACAGUAAGAAGGAGGAUGAGCACAUUAAUCUGAAUCUAGAUAUUGAGGAAAAAACCUGCCUCACUUUGCCAUAUGUUGCUCCCAAUGAUUUUAAAGCCAACUUUGUUGCUGACAAGUUUGCAACUGUUUUGAAAGAGAUGAGAGUUGAGCAUACACAAGAUCAUGCCGAGAACGAGCGGAAACCAAUAAUUGCCACGGUGUCGCACGAUAUGGGGGAACGUCCGCUUUGUAGAUACUUUGUAAAUGGUUUAUGCAACAGGGGCAGCGAGUGUCCUUUUUCUCAUUCCCUCCAGGCCCCAAAACCUAUCUGCAAAUUUUUCUUUUCUCUCCAGGGAUGUCGCUAUGGUGCUUCUUGUUUCUUUUCUCACAAUGUUGAUCCAACCAUGUCAUCUACUAUUAGUCCAAAUUUCUGUAUGCCGGAGAGUGAACAACCUGAUGCAGCUUCUUUCCUGCGGCUAUUACCCUCAACUCCAGAUGGAUGCAUUCUUGUUUUGGAUGACAAUGAUCUGCAUUUUUCUUCCUCUCUCUCUAAUCAUGGUGUCCCAGCUAAGAUAAUCACUACAACAAGUGUACCUGAUGACUCCACGACUGAUAACUCGUUAAGCGGCGUGAAAGUACUUCAUGGCUUGAGUCAUCCAUAUGGCACAGUCAUCUCUGGUGCUGGGGAAAACAGUAUUCCAUGGAAAGAGGUACACUGCGUAUUAUGGUUUGCCAGUUUCCUACUCGACAAAACCAAUAUUGAAAGCGUGGAGAAACAGCGAAUUCUCUUAAAGCAGUUUUUCGAGUAUCUUGCUAUCAGGACUUUAGCAGACUUCCUAUAUGACAUGCCUGUGGUGCUUACAAUGAAUAAUGUUCGAUUUUCACAGCUCCAGGUCGAAAAAUUGGCUAGAGAUUCCUUCUUUUUUCUGCAAGAGUCAUUCCCCUUUGACGAAUCAAGCUUUGGUGCAUUUUCAGAUGUAGUUCCUAUGUCAAAGCCGAUGAUGGUUUCACGACCCAUUUCAUAUGUUUUCUAUAUUUGCCCACCUACAGAUAUCCAGUAUGGAAAUUACACUGCUGCUCUCAAGAAAAGCCUAUAUGGUGGUAAAUAGUGAACUAUUGGUUGAAGAAUUUUGAUGCUGACUUUAGUAUAUGCGUGCAUCAGAAGGUUAGUAAAAAAUAGUUUAGAAAAGUUAUGGUUAAUACAUAUAUAUGUAAAUAUAGCUAGGGAUAUCUACUUCUAAGUCGCUGCUGUCUGAUAAAAAAAUAAAAUAAAUAGGGAUAUCUACUUCUACAGCUGGAAUUGGGUUAACUUGUUCAUAUGUUAGUUUGUUUGGAAGAAGAAACAGUAGAAGAAGACUAGGCUCGUUUUUUUUGGUUUAUAAUUAGGACAUGAUAUUUUUAUUUAUGAGUUGGUGUUGGGGUUUCUUUAA
Molecule: messenger RNA, 3472 nt
Organism: Papaver somniferum (opium poppy)
Lineage: Eukaryota; Viridiplantae; Streptophyta; Magnoliopsida; Ranunculales; Papaveraceae
Product: DExH-box ATP-dependent RNA helicase DExH8-like
Exons: 14
Coding region: 68-3151 (1027 amino acids)
Biological process (GO): maturation of SSU-rRNA from tricistronic rRNA transcript (SSU-rRNA, 5.8S rRNA, LSU-rRNA)
Cellular component (GO): intracellular anatomical structure; nucleolus
Molecular function (GO): metal ion binding; RNA binding; ATP binding
Source: RefSeq, a predicted model, not a curated record